CUCACUCUGGUAAUCCCAGCAAUUUGGGAGGCUGAGGCAGGAGGAGGGCUGGAAGUCGGAUGUUCAAGACCAGCCUGAGCAACAUAGCAAGAUCCUUGUCUCUACAUCUCUACAAACAAAAAAUUAGCUGGGUGUGGUGGCAUUCACAUGUAGUUUCAGCUACGCAGGAGGCUGAGGCAGGAGGAUUGUUUGAGCCCAGGAGUUGGAGGAUGCAGUGAGCUAUGAUUGCACCACUGCACUCUAGCCUGGGUGACAGAGUCAGACUCUGUCUCUUAAAAAAGAAGAGGAGGCACGGGUGGGCAUGGUGUUCACGCCUGUAAUCCCAGCUCUUUGGGAGGCCGAGGUGGGUGGAUCACUUGAGCUCAGGAGUCCAAGACCAGCCUGACCAACAUGGUGAAACCCUGCCUCUACUAAAAAUACAAAAAUUAGUUGGGGGAUGGUGGCGCAAGUCUAUAAUCCCAGCUACUCGGGAGGCUGAGGCAGGAGAAUUGCUUGAACCUGGGAGGCGGAGGUUGCAGUGAACUGAGAUUGUGCCAUUGCACUCUGCACUCCAGCCUGGGUGGCAGAGUGAGACUCCAUCUCAAAAAAAAAGAAGGGGAGAUUGAGACAUUCAGAUAGAGACACCAGGGGUGUGUGCACAGGGGAAAGACCAUGUGAGAAGCCAGCAAGAAGGUGGCCAUCUGCAAGCCAAGGAGAGAGGCUUCAGGAGAAACCACCCCUGCCAACAUCUUGAUCUUGGACUUCCAGCCUCCAGAGCUGUGAGAAAAGAAAUUUCUGUUGUUUAAGCCACCUGGUCUGUGGUAUUUUGUUAUAGCAGCCUGAGCAAACUAAUACAGCAUCUCAAAGAUGCCUCUAACCCAACUCCAUUCCCACACUAAGUCAGAGUGUUUAGCAGAGGGUUAGUAUUUGCCUGCAGAGCAUGAAGGGCUCUUCCUGACUCACUGUGAGGAAUGCUUUGGGUUAAAAGAUUGUACUUUUCUGAGUUCAGCUGAAAGGUGGAGGGCUCAGUGAGGUGGCUCACAUCUGUAAUUCCAACACUUCGGGAGGCCGAGGUGGGAGGAUCACUUGAGCCCAGGAGGUUGAGAGCAGCUUAAGCAACAUAGUAAGACCCUGUUUCUCAACACACACAUGCACGCACACAUGCACGCACGCACGCGCAGGUGUGGGGGUAUGUGCCUGCAGUUCCAGCUACUUGGGAGGCUGAGGUGGGUGGAUUGCUUGAGGCAAGGAGUUUGAGACAAGCCUGGUCAACAUAGUGACACCCCAUCAUCCCCCAAAAUCAUUUUUCUUUGUUUUGAGACACAGUCUCACUCUAUUGCCGAGGCUGCAGUGCAGUGGUGUGAUCUCACCUCCCUGCAACCUCCGCCUUCACGGACGGUGAAUGUCAGUAAACAUUCGGCAGAAAAGCUCUGCCAAAUUGAGUGCUCUGAUGUGACUUUUUUGUCAAGUCAGUGUUCCUGGGAUCUCUUGUACAUGAUAAUCACACUCUUGUACAUGAUAAUCUCACUCCUGUAAGGUUUCCUAGUUUCUGCUUGCCCUAGUUUUCUUUCCCAUCCUGAUCCCUCUCCCACCAGACUGGACUCUGAAAUGGGCAUGUACAGAGAAGAGGAGACCCCAACAUGCUUCAGGCUUUGAGUGGAGAGGACACAGCCUCUGCUGGGACAGGGAACAGAGGGAUGCGGAGACCCCGAAGAUGCUUUUGGACAAUGGCCUGAGGUUGGGACAGUGCCAGGAGAUACCAUUCAUUCACUCAGGAUCUCCAGAACAAGAGAUCAGCCUGGCAGUUACAUGUGUUUUUCUUCAAACUGGUUGCCAGCAGUGCCCACAAGAAGGCCAUGGACAGAACAGAGACUAGUUUCCAUGAGAGGGGACAGAUUAUGGGAAAGAUCACGGCCAGCCAUCAACCGCACCCCCAGGAUGAGCAGAGCCCCCAGUGGAGCACCUCGGGGUACCCCCUCCAGGAGGUGGUAGAUGAUGAAGUGUCCGGACCAUCAGCCCCUGGGGUAGAUCACAGCCCCCCAGGUAGGUCCUUUUGCUGGAAAAGGAAGAGGGAGUGGUCAGACGAAUCUGAGGAGUCGUCGUCGGAGGAGCCACAGAAGGAGCUCGUCCCUGAGCCUGAGGAGACCUGGGUGGCGGAGACACUGUGUGGCCUUAAGAUGAAGCUGAAGCGACGGCGAGUGUCGCUCGUGCUCCCUGAGCACCACGAGGCCUUCAACAGGCUGCUUGAGGAUCCUGUCAUUAAAAGAUUCCUGGCCUGGGACAAAGAUCUGAGGGUGUCAGACAAGUAUCUCCUGGCUAUGGUCAUAGCGUAUUUUAGCCGGGCCGGCCUCCUCUCCGGGCAAUACCAACGCAUCCACUUCUUCCUGGCUCUCUAUCUGGCCAAUGACAUGGAGGAGGACGACGAGGCCCCCAAAGAAAACAUCUUUUACUUCCUGUACGGGAAGACCCGCUCUCACAUACCCUUGCUCCGUAAGCGUCGGUUCCGGUUAUGCCGUUCCAUGAACUGGAGGGCCAGGAAGAACCGCUCUCAGAUAGCCUUGUUCCAGAAACUUCGGUUCCAGUUCUUCUGUUCCAUGCGCUGCAGGGCUUGGGUUUCCCCGGAGGAGUUGGAGGAGAUCCAGGCUUAUGACCCAGAGCAUUGGGUAUGGGCGCGAGAUCGCGCCCGCCUUUCAUAGAGCUCCAGGGACCGUGGAGGCCUGAGGUCAUCGGCCUGAGAGAAGAACACCGGGCCCAGGGGAGAUGUGGAUUUUCCGCAGGAACUUUAUUCCAAUGCUCAUGGCAGACACCAGGAAGGAGGAGAGGAGCCGUUUGUGCAGAUCAUCUGGAAGAACCUGGACCGUUCUUGAUGGAGGCUGAAUACAGUGAUCACGUUGUCCUCCUAGGAGCAGGGGUGGAGGGUGGGGGGUGGGGUACUUCUAGGAGUCCUUGGAGAAAAGUAAGAAACCAGG
Pongo pygmaeus (Bornean orangutan) is the source of this 2948-nucleotide messenger RNA. RefSeq names its product putative speedy protein E7. Gene Ontology annotation, molecular function: protein kinase binding. The transcript is spliced from 8 exons. Gene Ontology annotation, biological process: positive regulation of cyclin-dependent protein serine/threonine kinase activity. Lineage: Eukaryota; Metazoa; Chordata; Mammalia; Primates; Hominidae. The coding region runs from base 1836 to 2675 and encodes 279 amino acids. The record is from RefSeq and is a predicted model, not a curated record.